GUGGCUGCAGGAGACACAGGGAGCCGGCAUGGCACAGCCCAGUGCACCCCCACCCUAUGACGACAAGAACCCCCUCUACCCUCCACCCCCAGGGGGCUACCCACAGCCCCCCCACUAUGCUGGGGGGUACCCACAGCCUGGGGGAUACGCGCAGCCAGGGGGAUACGCACAGCCAGGAGGAUACGCGCAGCCAGGGGGGUACCCAGCAGCAGGAGGGUACCCGCAGCCGGGGAUGGCAAUGCCCACCAUGCCUAUUCGGUUUGGUGAUGAUGGCAUUGGGGACGGCUCCCCCUUCCAAUCGGUUGACUGGGAUGACAGGAAAGUCCGGCACACCUUCAUCCGCAAGGUCUACGCCAUCAUCUCUCUGCAGCUGCUGGUGACGGUGGGGAUCAUCUCUGUGUUCACCUUUGUCUCCCCUGUACGCUCCUUCGUCCAGAGGAACGUUGCCAUCUACUACGCCUCAUACGCCGUGUUCCUGGUGACCUACUUGGUACUGGCUUGCUGCCAGGGUCCCCGGAGACGCUUUCCCUGGAACAUCAUCCUGCUGAGCAUCUUCACGCUGGCCAUGGGGCUGAUGACGGGAACGAUCGCCAGCAUGUACCGGACUAACGCUGUCCUGAUCGCCAUGCUCAUCACUGCAAUCGUGGCCAUCAUUGUCACCAUCUUCUGCUUCCAGACCAAGGUUGAUUUUACAUCAUGUCCGGGGCUCUUCUGUGUGCUGGGCAUCGUGGUCAUGGUGACCGGGAUUGUCACCGCCAUCGUCCUCUCCUUCAAAUAUGUCCCAUGGCUCCACAUGCUGUAUGCCGCCAUCGGCGCCAUCGCCUUCACUCUGUUCCUCGCCUAUGAUACCCAACUUGUGCUGGGGAACAGGAAGAACACACUGAGCCCUGAGGAGUAUGUCUAUGGUGCCCUCACCAUCUACACUGACAUCGUCUAUAUCUUCACCUUCAUCCUGCAGAUUGUGGGCCGGGAUUAGCCCCGGGAACCCUCCUCUCCCCUUCUUGAUGCCCCUCACCCCCUCUUCUGGCCUCUAUACAGGAUAUGGCCACUUACGACUCCUAAUGCUUUGGCAUCCCUACCCCUAGGCUGCUAAGGAAAGGGCUUCCCUUGAUCACCCCCUGACAAACCUCCAAGGGUGGUGGGGGGGACCACCUGCCAGUGUUUAGGCAGUGCUCGACCUCGGCACCGCUUGCUGAGGCUGUGCUAGUGGUGCCGGGCUGGCAGCGGAGUGCCAUGGUCCUGCCUGGGCAUGGGGAGCUGGCAGCAGCCGCUGGGAUCGUGUUGGGAUUUUUUUGGCAGAGGCUGGUUGGUGUCAUUCACUUGGUGCCUUAAACGCAGCUCCAGCCAUGCCCCCUCCCUGAGCUGUGGCAGUGCCAGGUGUGGGCAGGGGGCAGCUGGGACCCCCGUGGCAGGACUUGUGGCAGAGCUCACAUCGCAGAGGCUCUGCAGCCAAAGACGUGGGCAAAGUUGCACUUGCUAAAUAAAACACUUUAAUUUUCCAGA
This is a messenger RNA of Athene cunicularia (burrowing owl), 1503 nucleotides long. It is a transcript of the gene TMBIM1, whose product is annotated as transmembrane BAX inhibitor motif containing 1. Gene Ontology annotation, biological process: negative regulation of apoptotic signaling pathway. Bases 29 to 976 code for a protein of 315 amino acids. The record is from RefSeq and is a predicted model, not a curated record. The transcript is spliced from 11 exons. Lineage: Eukaryota; Metazoa; Chordata; Aves; Strigiformes; Strigidae. Gene Ontology annotation, cellular component: membrane; Golgi apparatus; endoplasmic reticulum.